GGGUGCGGAGCGAGUGGGGACGAGCCGGGCCCGAGAGGUAGCGCUGGGCCCCGCGGAGAGACGCCGCCGUGCGCGCCGCCGCCCAUGAGCGCCUUCUCCGGGGAGCAGCGCCGUCGUUAGGGCGGCUCCGGAGCCUCUGCUUCCCCCCGGGAUAGGCCCGCGCCUCGCCGGGGAGGGGGGGGCGGCCGGCCGAGGCGCCUCCCUAGUCGGCGUCGGCGUCGCUGCGACCCUGGAAGCGGGAGCCGCCGCGAGGGGAGGAGGAGCUCCAGCAGCGGCAGCGGCCGGCGGCGCCAGCGGGCGGGAUCCAGGCCGUCAACAUGGCGAGCGCCUCGUACCACAUUUCCAAUCUGCUGGAAAAAAUGACAUCCAGCGACAAGGACUUCAGGUUUAUGGCUACAAAUGACUUGAUGACAGAAUUGCAGAAAGAUUCCAUCAAACUGGAUGAUGACAGUGAAAGGAAGGUAGUAAAAAUGAUUUUGAAGUUACUGGAAGAUAAAAAUGGAGAGGUACAAAAUUUAGCUGUCAAAUGUCUUGGCCCUUUAGUGAGUAAAGUGAAAGAAUACCAAGUGGAGACAAUUGUAGAUACCCUCUGCACUAACAUGCUUUCUGACAAAGAACAGCUUCGAGAUAUUUCAAGUAUUGGUCUUAAAACAGUGAUUGGAGAACUUCCUCCAGCUUCCAGUGGUUCUGCUUUGGCUGCUAACGUAUGUAAGAAGAUUACUGGACGUCUUACCAGUGCAAUAGCAAAGCAGGAAGAUGUCUCUGUUCAGUUAGAAGCAUUAGAUAUAAUGGCUGAUAUGUUGAGCAGGCAAGGAGGACUUCUUGUUAAUUUCCAUCCUUCAAUUCUGACCUGUCUGCUCCCCCAGUUGACCAGCCCUAGACUUGCAGUAAGAAAAAGAACCAUUAUUGCUCUUGGCCACCUGGUUAUGAGCUGUGGAAAUAUAGUUUUUGUAGAUCUUAUUGAACAUCUGUUAUCCGAGUUGUCCAAAAAUGAUUCCAUGUCAACAACAAGAACCUACAUACAGUGCAUCGCUGCUAUUAGUAGACAAGCUGGCCAUAGAAUAGGUGAAUACCUUGAGAAGAUAAUUCCUUUGGUGGUAAAAUUUUGUAAUGUUGAUGACGAUGAAUUAAGAGAAUACUGCAUUCAGGCCUUUGAAUCAUUUGUUAGAAGAUGUCCUAAGGAAGUGUAUCCUCAUGUUUCUACCAUUAUAAAUAUUUGUCUUAAAUAUCUUACCUAUGAUCCAAAUUAUAAUUAUGAUGAUGAAGAUGAAGAUGAAAAUGCAAUGGAUGCAGAUGGUGGAGAUGAUGAUGACCAAGGGAGUGAUGAUGAAUAUAGUGAUGAUGACGACAUGAGUUGGAAAGUGAGACGUGCAGCUGCUAAGUGUUUGGAUGCUGUAGUUAGCACGCGGCAUGAAAUGCUUCCAGAAUUCUACAAGACUGUUUCUCCUGCACUAAUAUCCAGAUUUAAAGAGCGUGAAGAGAAUGUAAAAGCAGAUGUUUUUCAUGCAUACCUUUCUCUUUUGAAGCAAACUCGACCUGUGCAGAGUUGGCUCUGUGACCCUGAUGCAAUGGAGCAGGGAGAAACACCGUUAACAAUGCUUCAGAGUCAGGUUCCCAAUAUUGUUAAAGCUCUGCACAAACAGAUGAAAGAAAAAAGUGUGAAGACCCGUCAGUGUUGUUUUAACAUGUUAACUGAACUGGUAAAUGUAUUACCUGGGGCCCUGACGCAACACAUUCCUGUACUUGUACCAGGUAUCAUUUUCUCACUAAAUGAUAAAUCAAGUUCAUCAAAUUUGAAGAUUGAUGCUUUGUCAUGUUUGUAUGUAAUCCUUUGUAACCACUCUCCUCAAGUCUUCCAUCCACAUGUUCAGGCUUUGGUCCCUCCAGUGGUGGCUUGUGUUGGAGACCCAUUUUACAAGAUUACAUCUGAAGCACUUCUUGUUACUCAACAGCUUGUAAAAGUAAUUCGUCCCUUGGAUCAACCUUCCUCGUUUGAUGCAACUCCUUACAUCAAAGAUCUAUUUACCUGUACCAUUAAGAGGCUAAAAGCAGCUGACAUUGAUCAGGAAGUCAAGGAAAGGGCUAUUUCAUGUAUGGGACAAAUUAUUUGCAACCUUGGAGACAAUCUAGGUUCUGACUUGCCUAAUACACUUCAGAUUUUCUUGGAAAGACUGAAGAAUGAAAUAACUCGCUUAACUACAGUAAAGGCAUUGACAUUAAUUGCUGGGUCACCUUUGAAGAUAGAUUUGAGGCCUGUCCUGGGAGAAGGAGUGCCUAUCCUUGCUUCAUUUCUCAGGAAAAACCAGAGAGCCUUGAAACUUGGUACACUUUCUGCCCUAGAUAUUCUGAUUAAAAACUAUAGUGACAGCUUGACAGCUGCCAUGAUUGAUGCCGUUCUAGAUGAGCUCCCACCCCUUAUCAGCGAAAGUGAUAUGCAUGUUUCACAGAUGGCUAUCAGUUUCCUUACCACAUUGGCAAAAGUUUAUCCCUCUUCCCUUUCAAAGAUAAGUGGAUCCAUUCUCAAUGAACUAAUUGGACUGGUGAGAUCACCCUUAUUGCAGGGUGGAGCUCUGAGUGCCAUGCUAGACUUCUUCCAGGCACUGGUUGUCACUGGAACAAGUAAUCUAGGAUACAUGGAUCUGUUGCGCAUGCUGACAGGUCCUGUGUAUUCUCAGAGUACAGCUCUGACUCAUAAGCAGUCUUACUAUUCCAUUGCCAAAUGUGUAGCUGCCCUAACUCGAGCUUGUCCUAAAGAAGGACCAGCAGUAGUAGGUCAGUUUAUUCAAGAUGUCAAGAAUUCACGAUCUACAGAUUCUAUCCGUCUCUUAGCUUUGCUUUCUCUUGGAGAAGUUGGUCAUCAUAUUGACUUAAGUGGACAGCUGGAACUAAAAUCUGUAAUAUUAGAAGCCUUCUCAUCUCCUAGUGAAGAAGUCAAAUCAGCUGCAUCUUACGCGUUAGGCAGCAUUAGUGUUGGCAACCUUCCUGAAUACCUGCCGUUUGUCUUACAAGAAAUAACCAGUCAACCCAAAAGGCAGUAUCUUUUGCUUCAUUCUCUGAAGGAAAUUAUUAGCUCUGCAUCAGUGGUAGGCCUUAAACCAUACGUUGAAAACAUCUGGGCCUUGUUACUAAAGCACUGUGAGUGUGCCGAAGAAGGAACUAGGAAUGUUGUUGCAGAAUGUCUAGGCAAACUCACUCUAAUUGAUCCAGAAACUCUUCUUCCACGACUUAAGGGAUAUUUGAUAUCAGGCUCAUCGUAUGCCCGAAGCUCAGUGGUUACAGCAGUGAAAUUUACCAUUUCCGAUCAUCCACAACCUAUUGAUCCACUACUAAAGAACUGCAUAGGUGAUUUUCUAAAAACAUUGGAAGACCCAGAUUUGAAUGUGCGAAGGGUAGCCUUAGUCACAUUCAAUUCAGCAGCACAUAACAAACCAUCAUUAAUAAGGGAUCUUCUAGAUACUGUCCUUCCACAUCUCUACAAUGAAACAAAAGUUAGAAAGGAGCUUAUAAGAGAGGUAGAAAUGGGUCCGUUUAAGCAUACAGUUGAUGAUGGCCUGGAUAUUAGAAAGGCAGCUUUUGAGUGCAUGUAUACACUUCUGGACAGUUGUCUUGAUAGACUAGAUAUCUUUGAAUUUUUAAAUCAUGUUGAAGAUGGUUUGAAGGACCAUUAUGAUAUUAAGAUGCUAACAUUUUUAAUGUUGGUACGACUAUCUACCCUUUGUCCAAGUGCAGUACUGCAGAGGUUGGACCGGCUUGUUGAGCCAUUACGUGCCACUUGUACAACUAAGGUAAAGGCAAACUCAGUAAAACAGGAAUUUGAAAAGCAAGAUGAACUCAAGCGAUCUGCCAUGAGAGCAGUAGCAGCACUGCUAACCAUUCCAGAAGCAGAGAAGAGUCCACUGAUGAGUGAAUUCCAGUCACAGAUCAGUUCUAACCCUGAACUAGCAGCCAUCUUUGAAAGUAUCCAAAAAGAUUCAUCAUCCACUAACUUGGAAUCAAUGGACACUAGUUAAGAUGUUUGUUCAGCUUGGGGACCAUUAUAUUUACCAUACAAUGCACUGAAUUGACAGGUUUAAUCAUAAGACAUGGGAAGAGAAGUGUUUAAAAGCUUCAAAAUGUUCCACUUUUUUUUUCCUUCAUGGAGACGGUUUGGCUUUCUUCCAUUGUUGUUUUUGUAGCAUUUAUUUCAGAAAUAUGUAUUUCCAUAAUCCGAAAGUUGUAAAACCACUAAUGUUCUUGUGGUUAGGGCAACAUUUAAAAUGGAAACUAAAAGUUAGGCUUUUUGGAGAAUGGAAAUAGGGUCCAGUAUCUAUUUGCCCUGUCAUGUUUAGGAUUAAAAGUUAAAAUUUUGUGACCAUGAAUUCCUUUCUUUUAUAAAUUUUCUCUUAUUUAAAAAUCAAAAAUUCUGCAAGACAAAAAACCAUGUUUCUUUUUCUUGUAUAACUUGUUUCAGCAACAUAAAUUGAUUUUUAGCUGGCAGACAAUAAUCUGUGUAAGAUUUAUUACAUUUCAGAGGGUUUGGCAGUUAAAAAUAUAUAAUAAGGUAUCUUUUUUUAAGUAUAGGGAUUAAUGACAUCCCUGCUGCACACACUAAUUUUGCAUGAACAAGUUUACAAAUAUGUAUUGUCUAUAAAGCAGCAUGUGCAGAUUAUUCAUAAUACAAAAGUUAAAAUAAGUAUUAUUGUAUUAGUGCAAUUUUCAGAUAUUUAUUUUUGCACAGAAAACAUAUCUGGAGAGAGCGAGAGAGAGAGGAGUAAAUUUUUGAAACUUUGGUUUUCUUAAUGCCAGUGUGAAUUUGCAGAUGUUUUCAGCAAAUCAAGUCACAAUAACAAUUUGCCACUUUUUUCUAUUAUAAAUUUUAUUAUACAGUUAAAAUUUGAAUAUUUAAGUAUUCGGUUUUUCUCAGUUGACCAUUGUGUGUGUGUGUUUCCAUCUAGAAAUUCUUAAAGUCAGAUUUUUGUUUUGUUGCCUUUGGGUUUCUACAUUCCUUUUCAAAUCAUACAAAUACUGUGUAUGCUUUUGAGUUUUAGUUUUAGGAAAAUUCUGAAGCCAGCUAUCACAGGUUUGUUAGCUUACAAUAGUAUUUUCUUUUUUUGCGUCAGAUUCCCCCAUCUCUUGCAGAGCUGAUAUACUUAGUGUAUUUGGUGAUAACUGUUGACUUCUUUCCUGAUUAAGUUGUCUGCUGGUGGGGGGAAAGCUUUGCAAUACCUAUAUUGUAGUUAACAUUCCUUCAGUGAGCUCAUUUCACACUGUAGCCUCUUCAAAUUUGUGGUGCUCCUGUAAUAGUAAGAGCUAACUUCUGAAAUAAAAGACAUCUCCCAAUGCUGUGCAAACAGUUUACAUGUAUUGAAGGAGGCAGUUGUUAAAUUGAGUGACCAAUUUGAAGCAAUCAGAUAUUUGAAAACUGCACCCUUUAUUUUUGAAACUGUGAAUUAGAAGUACUUUUUAAAAUGCUGUAUUACUCACCUGCUUUAACAUCCAAGUAUGCAGUGAUUUUAAUUGAAAAUGUACUGUGGUUUUUAGAUUACCAACUUAAUGUCAGAUGUUCAGAUAAUGCUAAGAAAGAAAUCCUUACCAGUAAGGAUUUUGACUACAUUGACAUGAAACAUUACAUGAAGUUGGUGCCAUUUCAAAAUGUGGCAGGUGAUAAUCUUAUACCAUAACUGCGUAAAACUGUAAAAGAAAUUUAUUUUGAGAUGUUAGUAUAUUAUGUACUAUGCAUUAUGUGGUAUAGAUGUUGUGGAUAUAUUUAAAUAUUUGGUUACAUGGUUUCACAAUAAAUUACAAAUCUGCAGGCUCUAGGACCAAAUAGGAGACUGACAUGCAUAUGUGUGUGAAUGUCUUAGUUAAUUGUCUAAAGUUAAAUCCAAAUACUUUUCAUUUUAAACUUCAAACUGUCCCCUUCCUCCCCAAGCCCCCCCCCCUACACACAUGCUUUUUGAGCCUUGCAAGAUUGGCUAAUUCACACACUUUUUGAGCCUUGCGAGAUUGGCUAAUUCUAAUAUAACUGAGAUUCUUUGAAAAUACAGAAGAAAAAAUAGUGUUCAGUUAUGGUUGUGGAUAUGGUAUUGUUCGUACAUACAGUUGAUCCUUGAACAACCGUGUUAGAACUGAGCGGUUCCACUUACCUGCAGAUUUCUCCGUAAACAAGUAACAGGCUAUAUUUUUAGUAUUUUAUUUUCUCUAGGUUACUUUCUAUAUGAUACCUAGAACAUACAAAAUAUGCAUUGUUUUGUUAUCAGUAAGGUAUUUUGGUCAAUAGCUGUUUAUUAAGAAGUUUUGGGAGAAUUCAAAGUUUUACAUGAAUUUUUGACCAUACGGUGUUCAGUACCCUUAACUCUAUUAUUCAAGGAUCAGCUGUUUAUAUGAUGAACAUACACAUAAUAAGUAACAAAAGAAUAUUCAGAUUUUUAAUGUUUAGUUAUGCUGAUUAACUGCUUUUAGUAAAAGUGAUGUCUUGAUUAUAGAAUGGGUGUGGCUAGGUGUUGGGGUCUUGUUAUAUUUGGCCACUCCUAUUACUGGUCUUGUAACUGAGGAAGUUCAGUUUAAUAAUGUGUAGGUUCCUCAUACGUGGUUCCUCAUAUGUAAUAAUAAGAAAACAGUUCUUUGCUGAUUUUCUUGAGGGCAUUCAAAUUUGUUUAAAUCUACCCAAUUUCUUUCAGAAAAGUUAAGAUUUGAGGUUAGGUGAUUUUAUAAAACUAAGGCAUAAAGAAAAUUUGGUAUGACGGCAUAAUUUUAAGUUUUUUUUUAAAUACUUUAUAAUUUUGUAAGUGAUACCAAAAACUAAACCAUUGGGAAAUUUAUAAAACAUGGGGGUAUGAUGAUUUCAUCCAAUAUUUGCAAUAUUGACAUAAUUUUUAGGGAAGUAUAAAACAGCCACUUAAAAUAUAUAUAUAUAUACUUUGUUGGGUAAAUGAUGUAAAGAAGUAACAGGUGCAUAUCUAGUUCUAAGGGAUAUUAUGAUCUUUAUAUCAAGCUCAAUUUCAGGUAUAAAAAUGUGAUUGAGGUUCAAAAUAAUGAAAUAAGUAAAAUCCUCAAGUCCUCAAAAUUUUAUUUGACCAGGGACAUUGGUAACUCAGUGAUAGAAUGCAUACCUUGCAUGAGUAGCACCUGAGUUUGAUCCCCAGCAAUGCAAAAAUAAGAUGUGCCAAAAUGUUGAAUUAAUUGAUAAUUACCAAGUUAUACUUAGCCACAUAACCAAGUAUAGUGAUAAUUAAUAAAGUUGAAAUAACAUUUUUUACACACAUUAAAUUUUACCUUAAAUUCUUAAUUACCUGCCAAUCUUAAUAUUAGUGUUUUGAUAUUAAAGAUCUUGAAUUUCAGUAAAUUUUGUGAUUAUAGCUCUUGAAUUGAAUCCUCAUCUUCAAGCCACUGCCACCCCAGGCAUGUUUUAUCUGUUUUUGAAAUCUUAAUUUUCCUUUGUGGAAUGGAAAAUGGACAGUGUAGUAAUGGUCCAUUUUUCUGUUUAGAAAAAGGAUAUUCUGGUUUUAACUGAAUUCUCCAGUUAACUAAAUUCCUUUGUACCUUUGACUGCAGAAGUGGAACACAAUAGAUUAGGUGGCAAGUUGCCAAAAACUCAAUAAGAUUGGCCAUUUUCUUAGGAUAUACAAUGAAAGUACAUUUUCCUUUUACAAUAAAGUUUCUUUCUCAUUGAUACUAGGGGAAAAAAAUGAGUACCUAUACUAUGUAUAGUGUAAGGCAAAGUCUAUCAACAGUAUGUUUUUGUCCUUUGUAACUUAGAAAAUUAGCUCUAAAUUUAAAAUGAGAUUUGAUGAUAGGACAUUAAAAACAACUUGCAGAUAUUUUUACUUUCUAAGACCCCAUAAUAUCAAUGUGAAAGUUUCAGAAUGGUUUUCAGUAUAAAGAUUUAAACUUGAGGAGUCUGAAAAGUCCUUUAAAUGAUUAUCAGUGGUGAUUUUGGCUAGUUGAUUUCUUUCUUUUAGGUCUUAGAAAAGAAAAAACUCAUUCUCAACUUCUUUCCAGAUUGGGGAAUGUAGAAUUCAUGUACUCAACCAUUAUAAACAAUUGAUGGUUGAUACUCACAGAUUUUGUUCUAAGACGCUCUCAUGAGAAAAAAAAUUUGUAAUCCAGAACUGUGUGAUACCAUGGUACCAUUAUGUUAUAAUAGUCUGUAAUAAUCCUGUUGUUGUGCUGAAAAGCUAUUUUUACGUGUUUCUCCAACAUUUCAUUUUUAAUAUAGUCCCAGCUGCUUACUUGGCAAGGGCAGCUAAGUGUGUGUGAUAAUAGCUAAUUAUAAUCCUAGUAUAGUAUAUUUUAAAGACACAAAGUGUGCAUUUUGCUUGAAAAACGUUAACAUCCUUGACCUAAGUUAGGUUUUCGUAAAAGGUCUGGAAAUAAAACUCCUGGAUCCUUAUUCUAGAAAUAAAAUCCAUGCUUUCCUCCAGAAUUUAUGCAUUAGUAGAAUUGCAUGUUCUUUUUAGAGCAGGAUUUUCAAGUGGCAAUGUUGGCACUUUGAACUGGAGAAUUCUUUGCCUUGGGGGAGGGGAGUUAUCUUGUGGAUUCUACAAGGUACUGUGACUUCUAUCCACGUAGACCCAGUAUUGCUGCUGCCAACCUAGUUGCAACAACUAAAUUCCUUCCUGCUGUUCUAUAAUGCCCCCAGUGGAGUUGAGGAUUGAGCAAAGCACAUAAUUGCUCCAAUUGAGAAAUCACUUUUUUAGUGGGAAAAGUUUACUGUUCUAGCAUCUUUAUGUAACUAAGAUUAGGUACAUUUAGACGUUUUCCUUGACAGUUUUUCAAAUUAAGUACUGCUUUUUAUCUAUAUUCUUCCAGUUAUAACCAUUGUGAUUUAGUGAAAAUAAGUUUCUAUAUUAUAUAUCAACCAUACAUUUUCCUUAAAUUCUUAUUUUGAAAAAGCUGAGGGAAGCCACUGUUUCAAGUAAAAGCUUUUCAAAGUUAUUUGUAUUCUCUUCAAGAGAAUAUUGUCCAUUAAUUUCCUUUUGUGACUUAAAACUUGUUUCUCAGUGGGGGUAAUUUUCUGUUUAAGUAUUGCAUAUAGACAUGCCAAGUAGUGAUAUUUUGUGUAAUUUCAUAACAAUAUAUACUUUGCAAGCAACUAUUAAACAGACUAUAGCAGG
Messenger RNA from Sorex araneus (European shrew), 9095 nucleotides. RefSeq names its product cullin associated and neddylation dissociated 1 (gene CAND1). Bases 318 to 4010 code for a protein of 1230 amino acids. Gene Ontology annotation, cellular component: nucleus. The record is from RefSeq and is a predicted model, not a curated record. Lineage: Eukaryota; Metazoa; Chordata; Mammalia; Eulipotyphla; Soricidae. The transcript is spliced from 15 exons. Gene Ontology annotation, biological process: SCF complex assembly; protein ubiquitination.